CUGCGCCCUGCUGACGAUGGGAGACGUUCUCUGCGAAGAGCUCGAGGAUCUGGUUCACUUCUCGGUGCACGACCUGCCGGCACGAGGCUAUGUCGUCAUGGAGGAGAUCCGACGUCAGGGGAAACUCUGUGACGUCACGCUCAAGGUGGGGGAUCACAAGUUCAGCGCCCACCGCGUCGUGCUGGCGGCCUCCAUCCCGUACUUCCACGCCAUGUUCACCAUGGACAUGGUGGAGUGUAAACAAGACGAGAUCCUGAUGCAGGGCAUGGACCCCAGCGCUCUGGAGGCUCUCAUCAAUUUUGCGUACAGCGGCCAUGUUGCCAUCGACCAGCAGAACGUCCAGUCGCUCCUGAUUGGCUCGAGCUUCCUGCAGCUUCAGAGCGUGAAGGACGCCUGCUGCUCCUUCCUGCAGGAGAGGUUACACCCUAAGUGUCUGUGGUCUGUGGUGCUCAGGUGUGUGUCAAAGAUCACUGAACCUGUGCAGGAAAUCCAUCCUGUGUGUCGACCUCACUUCCUGUCGGACCGAGUCCAGCAGGACGACCUGGUCCGCUGCUGCCACAAAUGCAGAGACCUGGUGGAUGAAGCUAAAGACUUCCACCUGAUGCCUGAGCGCCGUCCUCACCUCGCGGCCUUCAAGACCCGACAGAGGUGCUGCACGUCCAUCACAGGUCUCAUCUACGCCGUGGGAGGCCUCAACAGCUCAGGUGACUCCUUAAACGUCGUCGAAAUGUUUGAUCCAAUCGGGAACUUCUGGGAGCGCUGUCAGCCAAUGAGAACGGCUCGCAGCAGAGUGGGCGUGGCCGUCAUUAACGGGCUGCUGUAUGCCAUUGGUGGAUAUGAUGGCCAAUCACGUCUGAGCACGGUGGAGGUUUACAACCCGGAGACGGACAGCUGGACGCGUGUGUCGAGCAUGAAUAGCCAGCGCAGCGCCAUGGGGACGGUUGUGAUUGACGGUCACAUCUACGUGUGCGGCGGCUACGACGGGAAAUCCUCCCUGAACUCAGUGGAGUGUUACUCACCAGAGACGGACAGGUGGACGGUGCUCACCGAGAUGAGUGCCAGCCGGAGCGCGGCCGGCGUGACGGUGUUUGACGGCCGCGUGUUCGUCUCUGGCGGCCAUGACGGUUUACAGAUCUUCAACACGGUGGAGUACUACAACCACCACACUGACCGGUGGCAGCCGGCGGCGGCCAUGAUGAACAAGCGCUGCCGCCACGGCGCGGCGGCGCUGGGCAGCCGCAUGUACGUGGCGGGCGGCUACGACGGCUCCGGCUUCCUGAGCGGCGCGGAGGUGUUCAGCGCGGCGGCGGCGCAGUGGAGCCCCCUGGUGGCUAUGAGCACGCGGCGCAGCCGGGUGUCGCUGGUGUCCGCGGCCGGGCGCCUGUACGCCGUGGGCGGCUACGACGGGCAGUCCAACCUCAGCUCCGUGGAGGUGUUCGACCCGGCCGCCGGCCGCUGGAGCUUCGUGAGCCCCAUGGGGGGCCACGAGGGGGGGGUGGGGGCGGGCUGCAUCCCGCUGCCGCCCGCCUAGGCCCUCCAAUCGGAGGCCGGGAUUCACGCCUGGCCGAUGGUCGCGGGCGGGAAGACGGCGCCUUCCGUCUGCGCCCGCCGAGCGUCAUCGGUACGACGGUCCAGACCUGCGCGCUGACGCGGGCCUGUGGCAUUGUGGGUAAAAACGUUAGUGCUCGCCGCGGAGGAUGCUGCUAGCAUCGUGCUACUAGAGUGUGGACUGAUUAUUAUCGUGGUUUUAUACUGGAGUCACUUUCUGUUCUCACCAAGCUGCUCACUGGGAACAGGGGGACCUCUCGGAUCCGUUUUCGGUGACCGGGCUCACUGGACUAUUUUAUUGAUCCACUGUAAUCAAAGCGUGUGAUUAACAGGAAGUGGAGCUGCAGACAGAAACACGCCCCUUAAAACCCAAACAUCUGAUUGGUCGCCAGGCUUCCUGAGUCGUGGUCCUCUUUGCUAGCUCCUGUUAGCUUGCUAGCUCCUGUUAGCUUGCUCGCUCCACAGAUGGAAAACAUAUACACAGAAAUGAAAAAUAAACAACAACAACAACCA
Messenger RNA from Pseudoliparis swirei, 2061 nucleotides. RefSeq names its product kelch-like family member 18 (gene klhl18). NCBI's taxonomy places the organism in Eukaryota, Metazoa, Chordata, Actinopteri, Perciformes, Liparidae. The record is from RefSeq and is a predicted model, not a curated record. Gene Ontology annotation, molecular function: protein binding. Bases 17 to 1531 code for a protein of 504 amino acids. The transcript is spliced from 10 exons.